AUGCCGGAAAGUCACGUUUUUGUUAGUGUAGCGGCUUCUUCAAACCCUUCUCUUCUACCUCCUAGAAGCUGCUAUACCACGUUCAUUUUGAGGUUAUUAAGCCCAAGGGAAGAGAAUAAUGCCUAUGCCGAUUGUCGGCCGGCUCCAUUUGCUGGAGUACCCCUCCCAUCGCCUCUGAUAAACUUCUUUUAUGCAAAAUCACGAUCCCUGUUUAAUUCACUCUCACCAACCCGGUACACAACCGUCUCUCAUACAAAAGUGGAAAAAGAUAUAGUCGCUCGUGUUCGAGAGGCAGAUGGGUUCAUAGAAUUAUGCGAGAUUUGGGAUCAAGGCAAUUGGAGGAUAGAAGAACACAUCGUUCAAACAGGGGAUGGUUACUUGUUGGGCUUGCAUAGACUCGUAAAAAAGUCAACAGCAGAAGAGCGGAAUAGAAACCGCGGGAAAGAGGGAAACGGGGGAAAGAAGGUUGUUUAUUUGCAUCAUGGAUUAUUGAUGAAUAGUGAGGUGUGGGUGGCUUCUUUGGAGAAGGAAAGGUGUCUGCCUUUUGUACUUGCUGAGAAGGGUUUUGAUGUUUGGUGUGGAAAUAACCGAGGCAACAAAUAUUCAAAGAAAUCCAUUCACCACCCUUCUACCUCCACAAAAUUUUGGAAUUUCAGCAUGGAUGAGUUUGCGUUUCAUGAUAUCCCUGACUCCAUAAAUUACAUUCUCGAGACUACAAAACAAAAAAGCUUAAGUUACAUCGGGUUCUCGCAGGGAACAGCACAGGCAUUUGCAACUCUAAGCAUCCACCCAGCAUUGAACAAAAAAGUGGAUGUGUUUAUUGCGCUAGCUCCUGCUAUGAGUCCCGCAGGCUUGCAUAACCCUAUCGUGGAUGCAUUGAUGAAGACAAGUCCCAAUAUCAUGUUCCUUUUCUUCGGCCGCAAAAGCAUUCUCCCUUCAACGACGUUCUGGCAAAGCAUUCUCUAUCCCCCGAUCUUUGUCCGAGUGAUUGAUUUUUUUCUGAUAUUCCUAUUCAACUGGCGUGGAAAUAAUAUCUCCCUUGAUCAAAAGAUUGCGGCAUACUCGAAACUAUAUUCUUACGCAUCAGUCAAAACUGUAGUGCACUGGUUCCAGAUCAUACGUAACAGGUCUUUCCAAAUGUACGACGAUGAUAUCCUGUCUCCUAUAAUGGCGUUCUCAGGGAAGAAUUUCUACAAAGUUGCGAAAUUCCCUACCAGGAAUAUCACCACACCUAUCGUCCUUGUUUACGGAGGAAGUGAUAGUUUGGUUGAUAUCAAUGUUAUGCUAAAGGAGCUCCCCGGACACACUGUUGCAAAAGAAAUUGAACACUAUGAGCACCUUGACUUUCUUUGGGCACGGGAUGUGGACAAGCUCGUAUUCCCGCAUGUCUUAGAGGCACUCGAACUGUAUUCUUCAGGUGGGGAAGGGAAAAAACUCAAUGGAUCGGCAAGCUUAAGGGAUGAGCAUACGGAUACUAAGGACAGCGCUCUUCAUUUCGAUUCAAAUCCGUCUCGUCCCAGUUCAUCAGGCUCCGCAACCAUGAAAAUCGCAGACCACUCAAUGCAACAUGAGAUGGAUGGGCUUUAUUCAUCAAUUAAGAUCCCUCGUGGAGACAAAAAAAGAUCCGGUAGUGUGUCAAGUACAUUUUCCACUUCGUCAUUAGGAGAAGCAGGUAUGUCACCGACAAGUAGUCGAAGUCUUAUUGGUCCAGGAGGAAUUACAUUAGGUACCGGAAAACCGACGGCGGGCGUUUCAACGGGAUUGUCGAUAGAUGAAAGUGGGGAAUAA
Morchella importuna is the source of this 1788-nucleotide messenger RNA. RefSeq lists its product as uncharacterized. Lineage: Eukaryota; Fungi; Ascomycota; Pezizomycetes; Pezizales; Morchellaceae. The coding region runs from base 1 to 1788 and encodes 595 amino acids. The transcript has 11 exons. The record is from RefSeq and is a predicted model, not a curated record.